This is a messenger RNA of Daphnia magna, 2464 nucleotides long. Its product is annotated as rhodopsin. Gene Ontology annotation, molecular function: G protein-coupled receptor activity. The transcript is spliced from 3 exons. Gene Ontology annotation, biological process: G protein-coupled receptor signaling pathway; visual perception. NCBI's taxonomy places the organism in Eukaryota, Metazoa, Arthropoda, Branchiopoda, Diplostraca, Daphniidae. Gene Ontology annotation, cellular component: membrane. The record is from RefSeq and is a predicted model, not a curated record. Bases 239 to 1966 code for a protein of 575 amino acids.
GAACAAAAUACUCCCGGGGGAAACUGAUCUUAAACAAGAAAGAAAGAAAAAAAGAGGAGGGGAUCAAGGAAACACGUAUGAAAAUAAAAAGAAUCUCGACGAUAUUUUUAUUUGAAAUUUCCAUAUGAAAUUGUGAAGUCUGUACGGUAAUUUUAUUCCAUUUUGAUGUACGGUAUAUUUUGUCUGUCUCUCCUUUGCUCAAGCACGUCAAGCCUCUUCACCCCCUUACGUCAAAGAGAUGAAUUUCAACGGAAGUCAAGCAAGCGUCAGCCAAGACCUGACGGAGCGAACAUUGGAAAAAUACGUCUGGCGUAAUGCAGUCGACUGGAUAAAUUCGAGUAUCGAUCGUAGUAACGACUCUUUGAUACCAUCAUUUGGUGAUGGUGCCGAUUCGUUUUGGACCAAAGAACAGCUGAUCUUGAUUGAAAAUUUCCCGGCAAAUGCGUUUAUCGUUAUGGGAUUGAUCGUCUCAGUCAUCGGCAUCGUCGGGCUUGUGGCUAAUGGAAUGGUUUUACUCAUCUUUUCGAGAUUUAAACGAUUGCGAUCACCGCCAGCCAAUACGUUCAUCAUCAAUUUGGCGCUUAGUGACAUGUCAGCCUCAGCCCUUCAUUCAAUGGCUGCUUAUUCAAAUUUCAAUGGACGAUGGGCCUUUGGACGAUUAGGAUGUGAACUCUACGGAAUGGGAAUCGGAUUUUUCGGACUUGUUUCAAUUCUGACAUUCAGCGCCAUUGCGUAUGAACGGUGUCUUGCCAUCGCUGGUCCAGCCACGAGGUCGUCAGCGGGUUUAGCAGAUGGACACUGGAAAGUGACUAGAUCUCAAGCUCAAAAAGUGUGCGCAUUCAUUUGGCUCCAUUGCGGAAUGCUCGUCAGUUUGCCUUUCUUCGGAUGGUCCGCAUACGUUCCGGAAGGACUGCUCACUAGUUGUUCGUGGGAUUACACGACGCGGACAGCAUCCAACCGGGCAUACUACAUUCUACUUCUCACCACUGGAUUCUUGCUUCCCUUGUUGCUUAUUUGCGCAAGUUAUGGACGCAUUAUGGCAUCUGUCAUGUGGCACGCUCGUCAAAUGGUUUGCAUCAAUUCGCAAAACAGCGCCUUCCGCAAAUUACGGCGACAGACAGAAAUCCGAACAGCUCAGAUUGUUGUGACGCUCAUCUUUGUUUACCUGACAGCCUGGACACCCUACGCCGUCGUGACGCUAAUUGGACAAUUUGGUUCAGAAGAUUCACAACUUUUGUCACCCAUGGCGACAGCUAUUCCGGCCUAUUUCGCCAAAACAGCCGUCGUGCUAGAUCCUUUAGUUUACGGAUUUUCUCAUCCGCAUUUUCGCAACUCGCUCAGGCAUUACCUGGCCAACUUUGCUGAUCACAACAAAAAAUUGAGUUCAGGUGUUGGUCACAAUCGUGGCGGAAUUGAAUUGUCUCUGCAUCAAAAUGUGAACAGCAAAAGUUGGCCAGGAGGACGUCAAAACAGAAGUUCCUGUUGCAGCAGCUACCAAUCAAGGGGCAUGACUAUCUAUCCAACAGCAAGCGCUUUUUGUCGAACUAUGCAUGGCGUCGAAAGUAAACCAACAAACCAACGUCGAAUGCUUAGGACUUUUCGCGAUUUAUCAGUCGACUCUGCUGUGAAUUUUAAAAACGGAUUCGUGCCAUCUAUCGGUCAAUUGAAUAACCGAGGUAAGGCAAUAUCUAAUGGCGGCGAUUUAGAAAUGUGUAACAAUGCAGUAGCCGUUGUAUCGCACAUUCAAGAAGGUGGGCAAAUCAAUAAAUCCAGUAAUGUGGAUGAAUCGAUGAACAAAGAAGUGCGUCGCAUUUCUACUUCUGCUAAUCGUCAACUUAUUCAACAGUCUGCGUCAACGGCUGUUUAUAAUUUCAAGCGUGUGCAUAAUGCUGAAUUCCAUGGUGAUUGCCCAACCGACUUAUCGGUAGAGGUCGUUGAAGGUCAACCGGAGGAUAGCCGCAAGUGAUUUGGACGCGUGACAACGUUGCGUGAUAUUUCCUUUCGUGAUAUUUGGAUUCAGAAUAAUUUUUAUCAUCCAUUAUUGUUUUGAACGAAAUAUUUAAAAAGAUUGUUGCCUAGUCCAGUCAGUACGAUGCAUUUCAUAUGUUCCUAUUGAAUGAAUAUUUUUCAUUCUAGGAUUUGUCCGUCUCUUAUGUAAAAUAUUUUCUAUGCAUAUAAUAUUUGAGUCAUUUGCAUUUCUGUGAAUAGACGUUUUGGACGUACCGUACGUGCGUAGACGGUUUGGACGAAAUGCGAUAUUUCUUGCUGGGAAAACAUUCUCCGCUGUAAUUGAAUAUCAUGUUUCCUGUGACAAUGUUUCUUGUUUUGAUUUAUUGUUCCAUUCUUUCCGAUCACGUUUAGUGUCCGUACAUUAUAUUUGCCUUUAUGACUGUAGGUAUACUUUACGAGACAAUUUGUUUUGUCAUCGCCAUCCAUUUUCAACAGUAAAUGACGUUCUAACAUA